This is a messenger RNA of Cyphomyrmex costatus, 851 nucleotides long. RefSeq lists its product as uncharacterized. NCBI's taxonomy places the organism in Eukaryota, Metazoa, Arthropoda, Insecta, Hymenoptera, Formicidae. The record is from RefSeq and is a predicted model, not a curated record. The coding region runs from base 60 to 851 and encodes 263 amino acids. The transcript is spliced from 5 exons.
UGUUAUGGUGCUACAGCUUUCUGACCUUUCUUCUCCUACUAGGCGACACGUAUGGCGGCAUGUCGAAGAGCAGAGUGCGACGUCAAGAUUCAUCCGCACAAAAUGGUCAGUUGAUAGACAGCAUCUUCAACAUUCCGAUCACAGCGAUUAGACAAACCGCUUCCGCUGUCCAAAUUGUUUCGCCAGGGAACACGCAGAGAAUUGACAGUAUUGUUAAGAUCCCCGUCUCAACUUUACAAGCUGUCGGCACACUUGUCAAAACUACAAGGGAGCAAAGCCAACAAAUUUCGGAAAAUAUUCAAGCUCGUCAAGAGAGGAGAGAACGGAUAUUAGCUAUAAAGGAACAAAAGAGGAAGUUCAAAGAAAGAAAAGAGGAAAUUCAAAAUCAGCGAUUGUUGCAGCGGCAAUUGAAGAGAACUGUUAGACAUCACAAGGAUCCAUUUGGAUUAAACGCAUUGAGUGAUCUUUUGAUUGGACAUCGCGCUGGUGGACUUUUAGGGCACCAGUCUGGAUUGGGUGGUAUUCACAGGCUUCGUAGAGGUCAUAAAAUUGGUAACGGUUUUCACAAACACGGAAUUCAUCAUGGUAUUCAUGGUGGACACCUGGGAAAUCGUCCGCAGCAUACCUACGAGGUACAUGAGGAUGUUAACGAAGAUACAUCUUUCUCUUGGCCAGGUUUGACCACAGGGUUUGGCACUUUUACUGGAAUCCGACCUUUCAGUACUACUAUCAAAAUCGAAAACAAAGUUGCUCCUAAAGAGAAGAUUAAAAAUAAACUGACGCACAACUAUGACGAUCCGUUGGAAAAUAAAAUUGCUCCUAGAAAUGGAAAAGUAUCAUUUAUGCAAUAA